Molecule: messenger RNA, 201 nt
Organism: Lodderomyces oxycetoniae
Lineage: Eukaryota; Fungi; Ascomycota; Pichiomycetes; Serinales; Debaryomycetaceae
Exons: 1
Coding region: 1-201 (66 amino acids)
Source: RefSeq, a predicted model, not a curated record
AUGUUAACUGCAUUAGCUACACCAAACUCUGCAUUCAAACCGCUGAUCAAAAAGGUCAAAAAUACAUGGCGAUUGAAGAAGUUUAAAAAGAGAUAUAUUGAAAAAGGAGGCGCUUCUUCAAGUAGUGAAAACUCGACAGAGUCAAGUGUCAGAUCCUCAGCGGUAUCUUGUGCGUUUUCUUCUACUAAUGAUGAGUUUUAA